GACUUUUCCCGGCUCUCUCCGUCGCCUCGGUGCGCCGGUACCGAACCUGGUGUUCCGGUUUCCGGUCUCGAGGAGGAGGAGGAGGAGGAGCAGGAGCAGCUUAGAGAGAGAGAGAGAGAGAGAGAGAGAGAGAGAAGUGGUGCGGUAGAGAGAGAAUGAGAGUUUGAUUCGCGGCGGACUCCGUUCGACAUUGUCUCUCCGGCGCCGCCGUCCUCGGAGCAGGUCAGGUCCAGUUCUGCUCGGCUGUUUGAUCUCGUCGAAGUCGAAGUCGAAGCCGAUUUGGAGAUUUCCAUGUUCGUCUCAAUUGCGGUUCACUUCUGUUUUCGGCUCCUUCGGUCACUGGAGUUGAAGAUGGAAUGACGCGAUAUCUGCAGUUCCUUUCCGUUUCACGAUUCCAGAACCGAGAAUUCCAGCGUACCGUUUGAAGUCGGCGGGCGCUGCUCGUGGCCGAGUUCAUUCUGGCUCUGAAGCUCUUGACUGAACUCGGUUGUCGGCGAUCUUGCCCGAGCACGACGGCGCGACUUGCGGGAGGAGCUCGAUUUUUGUGGAGUAAGGCGCUUCUUCUGGAUUUCUUUCGUUUGAAGUGCGUAGUGUCGCCGAAACGUUUGUGCGUUGACCUUAGUGUUAAGUAGAUCUUUAUGCUGUAUGGAAAUAGCAAGUAGUGAUGGCGGCACCGGCUUUAGUAAUUCUUCGGUCCAACUCCGCAAAUGUUACAAAGUUAGUAGCCUUACUGAGACGAUCUUGGGAUCGAGUCAAGUUGCUUGUCUGAAAGACCGGUAUGUUCUCGAAGAACAGUUAGGGUGGGGGCAAUUCGGCGUUAUCAGGGCGUGUUCUGAUAGGUUGACUGGUGAGGUUCUGGCUUGCAAAUCCAUCGCCAAAGAUAGAUUGGUCAGGCCGGAUGACCUGCAAAGCGUGAAGCUGGAGAUUGAGAUCAUGAACAGGUUAUCCGGGCACCCGAAUGUUGUAAAUCUCAAGGCGGUCUAUGAGGAGGAAGACUGUGUGCAUUUGUUGAUGGAAUUAUGCGUAGGAGGGGAGCUUUUUCAUCGGCUUGAGAAACACGGGAGCUUCUCCGAGAAGGAGGCUCGUGUUCUUUUUAAGCAGUUGAUGCAAGUGAUUGAGUAUUGUCAUGAUAAUGGCAUCGUCCAUAGAGAUCUGAAGCCAGAGAACAUCCUAUUGGUUUCAACAUCCUCAUCUUCUCCUAUUAAAUUAGCAGAUUUUGGCCUUGCAACCUAUAUUCGGCCGGGGCAGAGAUUGCAUGGCACUGUUGGUAGUCCAUUUUACAUAGCUCCAGAGGUGCUUGUGGGAGGUUAUAGUCAGGCUGCUGAUGUGUGGAGCGCUGGUGUUAUCUUGUACAUAUUACUUAGUGGUGUGCCCCCAUUCUGGGGAAAGACUAGGUCAAAAAUAUUCGAGGCUGUUAGAGCAGCAAAUUUGCGGUUUCCUGCCAGUCAUUGGGAAGGCAUAUCUUCGUUGGCAAAGGAUUUGAUUGCCGGAAUGCUUCAAUUAGAUCCGACCAAGAGACUCACAGCAGCAGAGGUUAUAGAUCAUCCCUGGAUGGAACUCUGUGAACAAGGCGUUCAAGAACCGAGCGCACGAGGGAAUCUGGGUCGGGAAAUGCUGGAAGUGGGUGGAAGUUCUUUUUCUACACCAUUUAUCGCUAGAGUUCAGGAUUAUAGCUUCAGCUAUGAAUCACAUGCCGUUGGUGCAAAUUCCAUGGAGCAAUCACCUGCAUUCACGUGCAAGUCAUCUUUCUCUUCUUACCUAGUCAGUGAUGAAUGUUCCACAUCUUCAAUUGAGGGGUUUUCUUUCACUAGUGCCUCUAAAUCAAGUCCUUCAGGCCCAGGGUUCCCUUCAAGUGUUCCAUCAAUGCCAAGUUUUACUUUCUUUGGGCUCGGUCUCGGUCUCGGUCCUGCUGCUGAACAACGGAAUGAUCUGUUGGAAUGUCAAACCAACAUGUCAAUUACUACCGUGAGCAAUGGAGAAUCAGGCUUUGCCAAACCAUUAAUACUGCCGGAUUCUUCCGUUUUGGGUAAACAUGAUGUAGAAGCGGAGCAGAGGUUGGAAACUCGGAGAGCUGGGACUGGUGGAUCCAGGGCACUAGGAAAACACAGUAAAAGGAAUCACACAAUAGGGUUUGGCGAGCAUGAUCAAAUUGAUUUUGUGGUGGCUGAAUCAGUCAUUCGCUGGGCAUCUUGCACGCACAUUCCAACUAUUCCCUCUCUUAGAUUAUCGCUCGUUUGCUAGCAGACCCGAACUACGUAGUAAUGGUGACACGCAAGAGAGCAGUCGUGUGUGCUGGCAUUUGGUGACACAAAAUGAGACACCGUCGAGCUUGACGGCGACCUCGCUUCAACCUGAGGAGUCCGAGAUUUUUUUCGGUUUGAGUGGGGAAGUUUGGAUAACCAUGUUUGGCUAGAUUGUGCUUUAUGCCUAUUUGGCAUUUGAGUGAUGGUAGAAGUUCACUUGGAUGAUAUGUAGAUUGUAGUUACUAAUGAAGAAGUUUGAGUGGAUACGCGGACUCUUGAAGUGCUUAUGUAAGUCUGUAUAAUUACAUUAGAUGGCUUUCUCUAACUGUGUACCUAGGUGAUAAAUUGAAGAGUCCUUUUGAACUCUUUUUGGCUCAGAGCUUGAUAGUGAGAUCUCAAGUUAUGUGAAACUUUGAUAGAUUGGUCGGCA
Eucalyptus grandis is the source of this 2673-nucleotide messenger RNA. Its product is annotated as calcium-dependent protein kinase 26. The record is from RefSeq and is a predicted model, not a curated record. The transcript is spliced from 5 exons. Gene Ontology annotation, molecular function: ATP binding; calcium/calmodulin-dependent protein kinase activity; calcium-dependent protein serine/threonine kinase activity. Gene Ontology annotation, cellular component: cytoplasm; nucleus. Gene Ontology annotation, biological process: peptidyl-serine phosphorylation; intracellular signal transduction; protein autophosphorylation. Bases 646 to 2241 code for a protein of 531 amino acids. NCBI's taxonomy places the organism in Eukaryota, Viridiplantae, Streptophyta, Magnoliopsida, Myrtales, Myrtaceae.